AUGUCUUGGCCUUGGUGUUGUUAUGUUGGGAAGAGCUACAAAAAGAAAAACACUGAAUCCAAAGAAGAGGUUUGUUCACUUAGGAUUCAUUUCGAACCGACUCAGAAGAGGAUGGCUGCACAACUGCAUCUGAUUGGCAUUCGUCUAAGCGUCUUCGUAAUUUGCUUUCAUUCUUUCUGCGCAUCAGACCAAUGUGACAAGGAACUGAAGAGGCUGCAAGAACAGGAGAAUCAUCUGAAAAGACAGCUUCAAAAACAAGAUCUCCUCCUACGCAGGCUACGGCUGUUUAACCAAGAUGACGAUGAAGCAAAUACCAGAGUCAACCAAACCAAGCACGGAGAGUUGGAAGACUGCUCCCACAUCUACAGCGCUGGCUCUAAAGCCAGCGGUUACUACAAUAUCCGACCACAUGGCUCCAAUGCUUCGAUCAGAGUCUUCUGCGACAUGAGUGAAGGAGGUGGUUGGACUGUGAUACAAAAAAGGAUCAACGGAGCAGAAGAUUUUAACAGAUCCUGGGUGGAAUACAAGGAUGGCUUUGGAAACAUGGUUGCAGACCUUGAUGAGUUUUGGCUUGGGAAUGACAACUUGCAUUCUAUCACAGCACAAGGCAACUACACACUGAGAAUUCAUCUGGAAGACUUUGAGGGUAACCAGCGCCAUGCCGACUACAGAAACUUCAAUGUUGCCGAUGAAAAGGAUCACUACAGACUCACCUUCGGCGCCUACACGGGCACGGCUGGAGAUGCUCUGUCUGGCAACUACCAGGUCGGUGUGUCAGACUGGGCCGCUCACCAGGGCGUCCAGUUCAGCACCUAUGACAAGGACAACGACAACUAUCAAGGCAGUUGUGCGCGGGAAGAUAAAGGAGGCUGGUGGUUCAACAAGUGCCACUCUGCCCAUCUCAAUGGCAGGUACUACCCUGAUGGCUACUAUAGUGGACUGACAGAUGAUGGUGUGGUUUGGUACACCUGGAGAGGAUGGUGGUAUUCCCUGAAACGCAGCAUCAUGAAACUACGACCUGACAACUUCAAAAUGGACCCUUUGGACGACCCUAAUGUUGUGCGUGGUGAUCCUUAACUUGGAUGGUGCCUCGAAAUAUUUAAUGAGUUUCAUGCAAAGGCCAUUCAUCUGUGCAGACAUAUUAGCCUUUUGCAGAGGAUAAAGAAUAUAUGCAUGAAGCUUCUUUCUCGAGAAUUGCUCACUAUCUGCUGAAUUGCUGCUUUUUAUGAAGUGGCGAGUCCACAUACAGUGCUUGGAUCUCAAAAUUUCAGCAAAAAAGAAUCCACUGAACGUCUGCUCUUAGCUUCAAAAUGCUUUUUUUUUUUACUUUGUGGCAAUUUACAUAAAGCAACAAACUAAAAAACAA
Messenger RNA from Syngnathus typhle (broad-nosed pipefish), 1366 nucleotides. It is a transcript of the gene fgl1, whose product is annotated as fibrinogen-like 1. The coding region runs from base 1 to 1077 and encodes 358 amino acids. The transcript has 7 exons. The record is from RefSeq and is a predicted model, not a curated record. Gene Ontology annotation, biological process: regulation of immune response; negative regulation of T cell activation. NCBI's taxonomy places the organism in Eukaryota, Metazoa, Chordata, Actinopteri, Syngnathiformes, Syngnathidae.